This is a messenger RNA of Colletotrichum chrysophilum, 1656 nucleotides long. RefSeq lists its product as uncharacterized. Lineage: Eukaryota; Fungi; Ascomycota; Sordariomycetes; Glomerellales; Glomerellaceae. The record is from RefSeq and is a predicted model, not a curated record. The transcript is spliced from 2 exons. The coding region runs from base 1 to 1656 and encodes 551 amino acids.
AUGUCUUUACGGUCUGGUUUUCUAUCCCUUCCCCGCGAGAUACGCGACAUCAUCUACGCAUUUUACGUGUUUGCGGAAGACGGAUAUACCUGCAAUUACGACAGACUAGCUGGCAGCAUUCUGAGCCAGCACGAGCUCAAUGCAAACACCCCUAGGCGCUAUGUUGCUGGCGUUCUGCAGAGGGCCGAUCUCCAACCGAUCGAUCUCAAUCUCAGCUACACCUGCCGCCUCGUGGCACGAGAGAUGAGGGGUGUCGCCCUGGAAACAAAUGCCAUCACCUUUUCCACAAUGACCUCGAAUGAAUUACGCACCAUCGCCUUGCGCUUCAACCAUUUCAUGGUCAAACGUUUCGACGGCGACCGAGAUGCCGCUUUCCGCUUCGCCGGCUUUGCGAUGCCGGAGGGUGAGAGACAGGGUCUCAAGCUCAAAUUUCCUCAAUUUGCGCCCUUGCUCGACCGCAUGAAGCAAGAGGGGAACACGCACCCCGAAACGAGACUCACAACAGGCUGGGACGGUUUAGCGCAGUGGUAUCGCACGGGAGGCGGGAGAUUCAGGUCCCGAAUGGGGCCGUAUGGGGAGGCACCCUCACUGUACCGGACAUUCCUGAAAGACGCGCUCACAGCAAUCGCCAGCUCGAAAUUUGGUCGUCAACAGAUUGAGAGGUUCUGGCGGGAGACCUGUCCAAAGUCAGCCCACCUUAUCCCUGCGCUUCGCGUGGUUGAAUGCAAGAUCCAGCACUGGGCUGUCCCGUCGGCGGAAGACAUGCGGUACCUAACUCUUGACCAGGCCUCAAACAGUCGGUCGAGAGGAACGCGUCUUCGGGAUCGCACAAAAUACCGGUUCUCGGCUGCAGCGGUUGCCAUUCACGUCCUGCAAUCUCUACCCGUUUCCUCACGCAUGCACCUACGGCGUGUGAUCUUGAACGAAGAUCGGGAGGCAGUGGCGGAUCCACAGUGCCACGGUCUCGGGCUGAUUCCAUUUUGCAAGGAAAAUCCUCUGCUUCGCGUGGAACGGCGUACUGAUACUGCCUAUAGAAGCCCGGAUGCGCGGUACAAGCCCAAAUAUCGAUAUACGCCUUGGGCUAUGGAUUCAUCUCAGGUCACGCACAACGUCUCCAGCUGGGUUAUAGAGGCAUUGGCCCUCGAGCCCGCGGGCAUGCCUUCAGGGUCAUUCUCGCUACUUCUGGAUGGCCAGCCAGUGCCCUGGCAAUGCACGCAAGUCUUCCAACUGAUUGUCCAGCGAGAUGCGGCUUGGCAAGCAGCAUGGCUUCUUUCCCUCGACCUAGGGAUCCUCCCGUCGCUGUCGUGGUUCGACAGAAAAGGGGAGUUGAGGGGAAGUCGGGUGCCUGACCUGCCGUCCGAGAAGUGGCCACAGGCUCUCCGAGAUAUCGCAGAGGGCAGCUCCAUCGUGAGAUGCAAUUUCGACGUUGGCGAUUCGUGGGACGUUGAAAAUAUUGUCGAGGACCACCGGCAAUGGACGGUUCAACAGUGGAUGGAGGGGUUGGGUAAGCGCGAGCCGUCGACGUGGGAGCCCGAUGCUCCGUUGCCUAAUUGGAGGGAAAUCAUAGAGGAAAACCUCGUUUACGUGGAGCCGGAGGAUGAUGUGUCGUCUACAGACUCCGAUAACGAGACGUACUCCGACGAGGAUGAUAGCUAA